AUGCGCGCCCUUCCCCUCCGCCUGGGCCUCCUGUCCCUGCUGGCCUCCGUCUCCGCCGCCCGCAACCUCCAACUCAACAACCUCCUCCCGCUCCACCGCCGCGGAAACGAUGACUCCUCCUCCGCCACCUCCACCACCACCACCUCCUCCGCCCACGGCUCCAUCACCGCCGUCCCCCCCAACGUCGUCACCCUAACCGGCCACUCGACCGCCAGCGCCACCGCCAACGACGACGACGACGACGACGACACCACCGUCCUCACCACCGUCGUCAACGGCCACACGACGCGCGUCACCAUGCUCGUCGCGUCCAGCGGCGCCGCCGCCUCGUCCGACGGCAUCGUCGUGCUCACCGGCACCGAAGACGUGCCUUCGUCCACGGCGACCGCGUCCGUCACCUCCUCGCGCGUCAACGGCACUUCGACCGUCCAGCAGUCGUCGGUGACGACGGCGACUACCAGCUUGAGCGAUGACGAUGAUGCGGCGACGGCGACGGAGAGGGCGGCGGCGACGGGUGGGGAGGGCGCUGGCCAGACGCAAGGCGCUGCGGCGAGUACUACUAGUACGGGCGGUGCGGCGCCGGCGUGGGCGACGCCGGCGGGGGCGGUGGGGUGGUGGGUUGGGUUGGUGGCUGGUGGUGUUGGGGCGGGGGCGGUUGUGGGGUUGGUUUGA
Messenger RNA from Diplodia corticola, 672 nucleotides. RefSeq lists its product as uncharacterized. Lineage: Eukaryota; Fungi; Ascomycota; Dothideomycetes; Botryosphaeriales; Botryosphaeriaceae. The coding region runs from base 1 to 672 and encodes 223 amino acids. The record is from RefSeq and is a predicted model, not a curated record. The transcript has a single exon.